Molecule: messenger RNA, 2047 nt
Organism: Eptesicus fuscus (big brown bat)
Lineage: Eukaryota; Metazoa; Chordata; Mammalia; Chiroptera; Vespertilionidae
Gene: PRKAA2
Product: protein kinase AMP-activated catalytic subunit alpha 2
Exons: 12
Coding region: 30-1739 (569 amino acids)
Biological process (GO): intracellular signal transduction; protein phosphorylation
Cellular component (GO): cytoplasm
Molecular function (GO): ATP binding; protein serine/threonine kinase activity
Source: RefSeq, a predicted model, not a curated record
GGCGGUGAGCGAGGCUGCGCGCGCCGAAGAUGGCUGAGAAGCAGAAGCACGACGGGCGGGUGAAAAUCGGCCACUACGUGCUGGGCGACACGCUGGGCGUCGGCACCUUCGGCAAAGUGAAGAUUGGAGAACAUCAGUUGACAGGUCAUAAAGUGGCAGUUAAAAUCCUAAAUAGACAGAAGAUUCGCAGUUUAGAUGUUGUUGGAAAAAUAAAGCGGGAAAUUCAAAAUCUAAAACUCUUUCGUCAUCCUCAUAUUAUCAAACUAUACCAGGUAAUCAGCACUCCAACAGAUUUUUUUAUGGUAAUGGAAUAUGUGUCCGGUGGUGAAUUAUUUGACUACAUCUGUAAACAUGGACGGGUUGAAGAAAUGGAAGCCAGGCGGCUCUUUCAGCAGAUCCUGUCUGCGGUGGAUUACUGUCAUAGGCAUAUGGUUGUGCACCGAGACCUGAAACCAGAGAAUGUGCUGUUGGAUGCACACAUGAAUGCCAAGAUAGCUGAUUUUGGAUUAUCUAAUAUGAUGUCAGAUGGUGAAUUUCUGCGAACUAGUUGUGGAUCUCCAAAUUAUGCAGCACCUGAAGUAAUCUCAGGCAGAUUGUAUGCAGGUCCUGAGGUUGACAUCUGGAGCUGUGGUGUUAUUCUGUAUGCUCUUCUCUGUGGCACCCUCCCAUUUGAUGAUGAACAUGUGCCUACGUUAUUUAAGAAGAUCCGAGGGGGUGUUUUUUAUAUCCCAGAAUACCUCAAUCGCUCUGUCGCCACUCUCCUGAUGCAUAUGCUGCAGGUUGAUCCCCUGAAACGAGCAACUAUCAAAGACAUAAGAGAGCAUGAAUGGUUUAAACAAGAUUUGCCCAGUUACUUAUUUCCUGAAGACCCCUCCUAUGAUGCUAACGUCAUUGAUGAUGAGGCUGUGAAAGAAGUGUGUGAAAAAUUUGAGUGUACAGAAUCAGAAGUAAUGAACAGUCUAUAUAGUGGUGACCCUCAAGACCAGCUUGCAGUGGCCUAUCAUCUUAUUAUUGACAAUCGGAGAAUAAUGAACCAAGCCAGUGAGUUCUACCUCGCCUCUAGUCCCCCAACGGGUUCCUUUAUGGAUGAUAGUGCCAUGCAUAUUCCUCCAGGCCUGAAACCUCAUCCAGAAAGGAUGCCACCUCUUAUAGCAGACAGCCCUAAAGCAAGAUGUCCAUUGGAUGCACUGAAUACAACUAAGCCCAAAUCUUUGGCUGUAAAGAAAGCCAAGUGGCAUCUUGGAAUCCGAAGUCAAAGCAAACCAUAUGACAUUAUGGCUGAAGUUUACCGAGCUAUGAAGCAGCUGGAUUUUGAAUGGAAGGUAGUGAACGCAUACCACCUUCGUGUAAGGAGAAAAAACCCAGUGACUGGCAAUUAUGUGAAAAUGAGCUUACAGCUUUACCUGGUUGACAAUAGAAGUUAUCUUUUGGAUUUUAAAAGCAUUGAUGAUGAAGUGGUGGAGCAGAGGUCUGGUUCCUCAACACCUCAGCGUUCCUGUUCUACUGCUGGCUUACAUAGACCCAGAUCAAGUUUUGAUUCUGUGACUGCUGAGAGCCAUUCACUGUCAGGCUCCCUCACUGGCUCCUUGACUGGAAGCACACUGUCCUCAGUUACACCUCGCCUGGGCAGCCACACCAUGGAUUUUUUUGAAAUCUACCCUCUGGAAUACAAAUGGCAGAAAACCAAACAUGUUAAAACGUCAUGUGCACUUGACAGAAGCAAACCAUGGCUGAUUUGAGAUAUCUUUGAUACUGAUAGAAUGAGUAUCUUGAUUUUAGGAAGAAAAAAAAGAGACCAGACUCCCAGUGCUUUUGUAUUUUAAUAACCAUAGAUUCAAAUUUCAGUUUUGUUAUGAAAUUUUUGUGAGUAUUCAGUGACCAGUGGGAAGGAUGUGUCUUCCAGUAACUAUGUGGUAAAGAUGUCUUCUUGAAUUACACAGCAUUUCAUAGUUACAGGCUCACCCUAGUUAAUAUGUGCACUGUACAAACUCAUAAGAGAAAAGCAGCAUAUCUGAUUGCUUUAUAAGCUUUUUUCCACAAAAUCAAA